GCGUGCGUGCAAAACGCUCCAUCGCCCGUCCACGCUCGCCCUCUUAGCUAGGCCCCCGCGCCGAGGCCGAGACCAGCUAGCCCGGCACCCUUCUUCCUCCGAUCCUCGUAUACCCACAACGACACCUCUCUCUCUCUCUCUCUCUCUCUCUCUCUCUCUCUCUCUCUCUCUCUCUCUCUCAACAAGCCCCGUUCCUCUCCUCUGCCCUCCCGUCUCAGGUUCAGUGCGCGCAUGGAUCGGCGGCCGGAGCGCAAGGCGAAGCGCGCGAGGGAGGAGGAGGAGCAGGGCGGCGCGGCGCCGGCGGACUUCCCGUUCGAGGAGGCGGCGGGGGCGGACGACGCCGGGGAGGCGUCGCGGCGGCCGCCGGGGGUGUUCCAGUUCCCGUGGCAGAAGUGCCGCGGCGGGCUCGGCGUGUCCCCCGCCGCGGGCGCGGGCGCCGGCGCCGCGGGGUGGGAGCUGCGGGACGUCUUCUUCCGCUCGCUCGUGGACGGCGGCGCCGCGGCCAUCGGCGUUCCGGGGGACCGCCUCGUGUCGCCGCCGCCCAGCAAGCGCGCGCUCCUCGAGGGCAUCGACGCCUGGCUCGCCGCGGCCGCCGACGGCGAGGUGGACCCGGUCUGGCGCUCCGCGCUCAUGUCCCGCCGCGGGCCGGCCUCGUCGGCCGCGUGAGUGGGGGUGGACGGAUGCCGAGGACCCCACCCGCGCACGCGCCGGGGAUGAGGCCCGCGUGGCAUUGAGUGCACCACGGCGCCCCAUCAUCAGCCGCGUGACGCUGACGUGGCGCGAGGCACCGGUGUGGGGACCGCGGGUGGUGAUGAUUAGGAUUUUCAAGUAAGAUCAGGAACGUGUACAAAACCAUGGUCAUGUGGUGAUUCUUCUCUUGCCAAUGUCCCUUAUGUUCCUUGUACAGUUAUCAU
This is a messenger RNA of Panicum hallii, 914 nucleotides long. RefSeq lists its product as uncharacterized. Bases 232 to 666 code for a protein of 144 amino acids. The transcript is spliced from 2 exons. NCBI's taxonomy places the organism in Eukaryota, Viridiplantae, Streptophyta, Magnoliopsida, Poales, Poaceae. The record is from RefSeq and is a predicted model, not a curated record.